Messenger RNA from Austrofundulus limnaeus, 2180 nucleotides. RefSeq lists its product as uncharacterized. The coding region runs from base 189 to 2180 and encodes 663 amino acids. Lineage: Eukaryota; Metazoa; Chordata; Actinopteri; Cyprinodontiformes; Rivulidae. The transcript has 5 exons. The record is from RefSeq and is a predicted model, not a curated record.
AAACACGGAGCCAGUCAGAGUCCUGGCGCUGUGAUUGGAGCAGAGCUCUUCCGGGAAGAGGCGAGCCUGCAGACGGUGGCGUACGCAGAGUUGGGCGUACGCUCUCGAGUGGGCGGAUUGUUAGCAGUGACAGCGAGGCUCGACCGAAGAAGCCCGACAAAAGUGUCAAAAAGCAAACAAGUGAAGCCAUGGCAGAGGAAGACCUAAACCUGAGUGAUGCACUCACCGACAGUGUUCCACAGCCUGGUGUAGAGAGCAUGGUGGAGAAGGAUUUUGUGGCUCAGCUGGAGGCAGAGACGUUUGAUGAUCAGGUCAAGGAAAUGGUUGAAAAGUCGGACUACACCCCCCUGCUGGAUGGCGAUGAUACUAGGCCAGGGUUCUCACACUCUGAAGGAAUGGAAGUGAAUAUGUUGGUAGGAGACACCCCACUUCAAGUGGAGAAAGCCUCAAAUAUGUCAGAUCUUCAGCAUCCCACACUCCCAGCAGUGGCAUGUACUCCACAAGAGUACAGCCCAGCGCUACCUGAACCCCAGACACCUCAUAUUCCUCUGGAUCUGACAGAAGGUGCCUUAGGUGAGUGUCGGUCAAACCAAUCUGGCAGCCUUUCAACAGACCCACUUUUCAUGCCAAGUGUUUCCAUGGGUUUUGCUAAACAACCAGGCCAUAUUGCAGCCAGCCCUGAUAAUCCACUUUACAGCUGUCAUAUCCACGAGAGUGCUGUGCAUGCUGAAGUUGACGAAAGAGACGUAAACGGAUCAGACCAAAAACAGAAAAAAAAGAAAAGACGACGACAGAAAGAUGGGGGAUCUCAUGAACACCUUGAGGUCAGGGGCCAACUGGAAAUGGAAGAAAACACUUCUCCAUCUGAAGGGUUCUACCAUAGAAUUGAUCCAAGAAGGGAUAAAGGAGGAGCAGGCUGGGAUGAUCAACUUGGAAGGAACAGAGGCCGGGGGAAAAGAGGUAAAAGCAGAAAGAAGCUUCCAGAGGAAUGGGGAGUGACUGCAGAAUCAUUUAUACCAGCUUCUGAGGCAACCUCACAAAAUACUGAAGAGGUGAUGAUAAAUCAGGGAGACCUGAACCAAAACCCCUAUAAAAAGGAGGUCCAUUCAGAAGAAGGCUCAUUUUCUCAGCGUUUGUCUGAAGAUUGUUUCCCCACAACAGCUGGAGGCAUCAGUCCAUUGGCACUAGGCAGUGAGCUUAAAGCCACUGCAGCUCCCUUUACUUUGCCAUUCCCUACCAAAACAACAAUGCCUGGAUCCUUCCCCGUCGCUACUUCCUCUAGUGAUUCAUUUGACCUUUUAGUAGAUCCUGAAGAUGCCAGCCUGGGUCACACCGAACAAUCUUUUUACUCACCUUCCUUUUCAAAAAGUAAAGAAGCCGGUGGCAACAUUGUAGACCCUACCAGUUUAUACCUGGAAUCUUCCAUACAAGACAUGUCUGAGAGUGACACAUCAGCUUUCAGCUCUGCCUCAAAGACAAGUUUAGGCCAUUCCCCACCUGUUGACUUGUUUGCUUCAGGCCCACAUGUAUCAUUUUCUGACGCUUCAUGGCAAGAGUCUUUUGACUUCAGUAAUAUAGGAGCUCCGGGUCUGUCCUUUAACACACCAAGCCCAGCACCUCUCCGCUCUCCCAAAACUACUGCACCAGAAUUCCAACCUAAGCACAAGAAUGCAGUCCAGAUGCCAUCCCAAAAAACACCCGUUUUGUGCUCACCAUCAUCUGAUAUGAGUUCUACUCCACCAGAAGCUAAGACAUUGUCUCCACAGUCAUCUGAUGUCAUUGCCCCCACAUCUCCUCAGUCAGAGUCCACUCUUAGUGUAUCUGGAUCUGGUCUUAAUCCAACAGCUAAGCCUUUCUUUCCCAGCUUUGCUGAUCCGAUGGAAUACCUAGAUGUGAUGCCUGAAGUUGUACCCAUCAUGAAAGAAAAAUGUAACAAUAUGGAGGAAACAGAAAAGGAGGAGGAACGUAUGGAGGAAACUGAGAAGAAAGAGAAAAGAAUGGAGGAAACUGAGGAUAAGGAAAAAAUAGAGGAAACUAAGAAGAAAGAGGAAAGAAUGGAGGAAACUGAGAAGAACGAGGAAAAACUGGAGGAAACUGAGAAGAACGAGGAAAAACUGGAGGAAACUGAGAAGAACGAGGAAAAACUGGAGNAAGAACGAGGAAAAACUGGAGGAAACUGA